Molecule: messenger RNA, 843 nt
Organism: Lontra canadensis (Northern American river otter)
Lineage: Eukaryota; Metazoa; Chordata; Mammalia; Carnivora; Mustelidae
Gene: ZCCHC10
Product: zinc finger CCHC-type containing 10
Exons: 4
Coding region: 284-763 (159 amino acids)
Molecular function (GO): nucleic acid binding; zinc ion binding
Source: RefSeq, a predicted model, not a curated record
UCUCACUUGUUGCUGCUCCACAGGGGCUCGGCCCGGGUGGUAACUUUGGUGUCCACGGGCUAGUGAUUGCGUGGAAGACGACUGCGUAAGGUCCAUGGGGCGGGACCUAGGUUAUGGGGUGGGAGUUGGGGGGGUUCUGAAGAGAGCCUAGCGUUUGCUUUUCGCACAGCGGACGCCCAGAAGUUGGGCACUAAGUGGCGUAUGCCCCUUUGCCCACCCAGCCGCCCACCCUACGGGUGGCCAAGGGAAGCCUGAAGCCCUGAUCCGACACCUUCCACUCUCAAUGACUGAGGCAAAUAAACAACAUGUAAGAUGUCAGAAAUGCUUGGAAUUUGGACAUUGGACUUAUGAAUGUACAGGAAAAAGAAAAUACCUACAUAGGCCAUCAAGAACAGCAGAACUAAAGAAAGCUUUAAAAGAAAAAGAAAACAGAUUAUUAUUAUUACAACAAAGCAUUGGAGAAACUAAUGUAGAAAGGAAGACUAAGAAAAAAAGGUCUAAGAGUGUAACCAGUUCCAGUAGCAACAGCAGUGACAGUUCAGCCAGUGAUUCUUCAUCGGAGAGUGAAGAAACGUCUACCUCAUCCUCCUCGGAGGACAGUGACACAGAUGAAAGCUCCUCCAGUUCAUCAUCUUCAUCCUCCUCCACAAGCUCUUCCUCGUCCUCCGAUUCAGACUCAGAUUCCAGCUCUUCCAGUAGCAGCAGCACCAACACAGAGAGCAGCUCUGAGGAUGAGCCACCAAAGAAGAAGAAAAAGAAAUAGAAUUGCUCCAUCCCUAUUGGACUGCUGGUCUGCAAACAUUAAUGUGAUUCUCGGAAGGGAAUUUAGAAUAUGUUAAGGCC